GUUCCCCGUCCAAUUCCCUAUUCUCUUUUGCACAGCGAUAAUCCUGAAUUUCGAUCAUGGGUAAUAAAAAGUCAGGGCCCGAUGUAUUCGGUAAAGCUUUGGAAGAUACUCUCGCUAGAUCGGAGAAUGAGGGAGCCUCGUCUUCUACUCGGUCUCUCUCUCGAACUGCUAUACUCGAGGCAUAUCAUGAGCUAGAGAAACGUAUCAAAAGACCCUUCGCCUGUGGUGGUACUAUUGACAUCACUAAUAAACAAGAAUCCAGCCCAGCAGCCAAAAAGCAGAAAACAGAUGCGUCGCCGGGACAGGCCUCCCCUCCUGUCAACUUAUUCUGGGCUACGGAGGCCGAAUCAACUGCACAGAAACUAGUCUUGCCAUAUGAAAGUACUUCGGCACUCCAACAUCUUGUCAAAGAAUGCGUACCAGCGACGUUCGGAAGAGGUGAAGCGGAUGUCUUGGACCCUGAAUACCGAAGGGCAGGCAAAAUGGACCCCAACAACUUCGCUACCAGCUUCCACCCAGCCGACUUUGGGAUUAUUGAAAACGUGGAACGAGUCCUCCUUCCAAGCAUAAACACAGAAAAGCAAAACAGCUUAUGGUUUCGGAAGCUCCGUGCUGAGUUAUACAAUCUGAAUGUAUACUCUGGUCCAUCCGGCCUAUUUCGCAAACAUGUGGAUACACCGCGCUCUGAAAGCCAGAUCGGCUCGUUGGUUGUCUGUCUGCCUUCGAAGUUCAAAGGAGGGAAGUUCACUGUUCAACAUUCCGGACAGCAUAUUGAAUUUGACUGGAGCACCCUAAGCGAUGCUGCCAUACAGUGGGCGGCAUUUUACAGUGAUUGCGAGCAUGAAAUUGAGACCGUCACUGAGGGUGAGCGCCUUACACUGACCUACAAUCUAUACGUGACAGAACCGCUGGAUGUCUUCGCUGCGCCAACCAAUAUUAUACAACCCAAAUCAUUGCCUCUAUACGGCUUCUUGGAGGGUCUUAUUGCUGAGCCUGCUUUUAUGAAACUAGGCGGGGUUCUGGGUGUUUAUUGCUCCCAUGCUUAUCCCCACAGCUCUGAACACGCAAGUGAUAUGCUUCCAAUUGGUCUGAAAGGGGCAGAUUUGGUGGUAUACUCUGUGCUCGAAUCUCUUGGCAUGAAAGUGAAGGUACUCCCUGUUCUAAAACAUGGAGAACGGGGAGGGGAAAAAAUUGUUGGAAAGAAACUAUGGGGGAGCAGAAUGGAGGAUAGGGAGGUUGACGAGGAUAUGGGUGACGACGAACUUGAUGGGCUACUCGAUUCUGCCUGGAAGGCCUACCGCAUCAAAGGCAUCACCUGGAUCUCUAACCCGAAGCAUUCGGAGCUGGCGCUCACUUAUGUUGCUUACGGCAAUCAAGCCAGUCUCGGCACUGUUUACUCAUAUGCUGCCAUUCUUGCCAUCAUUCCCCCGUUCGACCAGCGAAGCGGUUCAGCGAAGUCAUCUUAGUCACAUGGGCAAGGAACUAAGUUAACUAACUGUUAUGAAGGAAAUAUCGGGAGCCGCCCCAGCAACGAAUUUCGAGCAUGACUUCGUACUUUCACUUCAAUCUUUACGGGACACAGCUGUUGCUUUUCUUAGAGCACCUCGGCGGGUACUAUCCUCAAUGUUCCCUUCAUUACAAUAUGGAUUGAUUGUAAAAGUUAGCAGUAUCGUUAGUUUGCAUUGAGAGUAGCUGCAGUCUAAUUGGAGUUUUUCAGUUCUACCCUAGUAUAUGCUGAGUUAGAUAUUAUAACUAGACACCGUGAAUUGGUGCCAGUAGAAAUAGGCAUGUAUCUAUCGCCAGUGAAAUGACCGAAAUCCAUAAAGGGCAAA
Messenger RNA from Aspergillus versicolor CBS 583.65, 1832 nucleotides. RefSeq names its product 2OG-Fe(II) oxygenase. The transcript has 4 exons. The record is from RefSeq and is a predicted model, not a curated record. Lineage: Eukaryota; Fungi; Ascomycota; Eurotiomycetes; Eurotiales; Aspergillaceae. Bases 57 to 1466 code for a protein of 469 amino acids.